ACUUUGCAAAAAGUUAGUUGGACAUUUUUGCCACAGCUGGAAAGCAAAGAUGGCUCUGAAAAAAGCACAGCAGAAGUUCAACCUCCCAGAGCACACACUGAUCACAGAAUGCCCAACCAGGUGGGGUUCCAGGCAGAAGAUGAUUGAGAGAGUCCUGGAGCAGCAGCGGGCCAUUUCUGAUGUCAUCUCAGCAGACAAGAAAUCAAGACACUUGAUUCCUACUUGGCAGGAUCUUGAGGUACUGGAGUCUGUCAACCAGGCAUUACACCCCCUGCAAGACUUUACAGAUGCCCUGUCUGGUGAGAGCUACGUUAGUGUUUCAUAUGUAAAACCAGUCCUUCAUCUGAUGAAGACGUCGGUGCUUGCAGAGAAGGAAGAAGACAGUGAUUUGACAAAAUCAAUUAAGAAGAAAAUCCUCGAGUACCUGAUUACUAAAUAUGAAAAUCCAGCUACCCAGGAACUUCUGGACAUGGCGUGCUUCAUGGAUCCCAGAUUUAAAGUCAGCUACACCAGCACUGAUCGAGUCUCAGACAUCAAGACCAGAGUGAUGUCAGAAAUGGAAGCAGUGGCACAGAAGGAGAGAAACUCCGCUGAACCAGAGGCCCAGACAGAUGAUCCACCCAGUCGUCCCCUGAAGAAGGCAAAAAAGUCACUGGGCAGUUUCUUCAAGGCAGCUCCAAUCCCUACCUCCUCUUUUAUGCAUCUCUCACAAGCUGUUGAAGCUGAGCUUAACAGCUACUUGCUAUCCACGGCCAUAGACAGUGAGGAAGACCCCUUGGCAUGGUGGAAACUCCACAAAAUGACAUUCCCACAGCUAAGCAAGCUUGCAAGGAAGUAUCUCUGCAUACCUGCAAGUAGCUCACCUUCAGAGAGACUUUUUAGUACAUCAGGAAACAUAGUAACAUGUCAGUGCACAUGUUUAAAACCUUGGAGAGUAAACAUGUUGGUUUUCCUUACCAAGAACUUGCCAUAAAAAACAUUCACUCAGGAAGGAUGAAUGCAAGAUAGAGAAACCUUUUUUUUUUUUCAAAAAAUUACAAAAAUACACUACCUACAUUGUUCUUAAUUGUUGAUAAUAUUAGUCUUGGCCAGUACGACCACAAAGGUAGACAAUUGUUCUUUGGUGUGUUCCCACAGCAGACAAGUUCUUACCUAUAGUUUAAUCUAGUAAAGUUUCCACUCCAGUUUUGACUUGCAUCAUAACUACUUGGUGAGUGGUAAAAUGAUGAACAACUGCAUAGAGAUAAUUUGCAGUAUAAUUUAAGUUAUGUUUAUUUAAAACUAAUUAUAGAGACCGGGAAGGAUGUCUUUCAGAAUUCAAGCCUCAGAAAUUUU
This is a messenger RNA of Oreochromis aureus, 1335 nucleotides long. Its product is annotated as E3 SUMO-protein ligase ZBED1. Bases 50 to 973 code for a protein of 307 amino acids. NCBI's taxonomy places the organism in Eukaryota, Metazoa, Chordata, Actinopteri, Cichliformes, Cichlidae. The transcript has 2 exons. Gene Ontology annotation, molecular function: protein dimerization activity. The record is from RefSeq and is a predicted model, not a curated record.